AUGCAAAAAGUCCUAUUAACGGCAACGAUUGCAAUAUCGCUGACCGUCUCCACCAUAGUUAUUAUUUGGAGCCUUGACGGUCUUACCGUAUGUGUUCCAAGCUUUGAAAGCAAUAUUAGAUUUGUCUAUUAUAAAGAUUAUUGUAUUUUGCCGUAUAUAACACGUAAUAUUUAUGAAGAUAAUCUUGAAAUACAUGAACGAAUUACGUUGACAUUUCACCUUAGCUAUGACUAUUUUGAUGCCAGAAUUACUGAGCAGGUUGAAGCAUGGGAUGGUCCUAUAACACUUGCUGUUAUGGUACGAACAGACAAUGUUUUUGAGAAUAUCCGAAAUGUGGAAGCUCAGUUUGUGCGUUCAAAGUAUGUUUUAAUGGCUGAUUACGAGUUUGUCUUCUCAAACGGGUUUGAACGACGGAUGCGUGAAUUGGCACGAACCGAAUUGGCGAAAAGACCGAAAACUGCUUUGGUCUUUCGCAUUUUUGAGGUUGACCAGAAUGUUCAGAAUCUACCGACUAACAAAAGUGAAUUACACAGUUUGAUGAAGUCGGGUAAAGCAAUUGAAUUUCACGCUAGAUUCACCAGUAAUGCUCAUAAAAUUCCCGGUCUAUCCGACUGGUUUCAACGUCCAGAAGGCACUGGUAGUGCAACAAUUUCUGCCGAAUUGCCGCUUAAUCGUCAUGAUUGGGAACCACAGUUUGUUUCAUUGAAUACCGCACCGUUACAUGAUGAAAAUUUUCCAUUUUCUGUACGCGAUAAUACAGUGUUGAGGUGGGAAAUGUGCCGUAUGGGGUAUACAUUUGCUGUUGUCAAUGAUCUGUUUAUGGUACAUCGGGGCAUCAAAACUGCCAAAGAUGUUCAACGAGUUCGGGGCCAACAAAUGAAUGCACGGUCAAAAUUUUCAGCAGCCUUGAAAAAGUUCAACAAACGAAUGGAUGACGAAUAUCCGGAGACAAAAAAAAAAUGUCCUAAAUUUAAGGCUUAG
This is a messenger RNA of Enterobius vermicularis (human pinworm), 981 nucleotides long. NCBI's taxonomy places the organism in Eukaryota, Metazoa, Nematoda, Chromadorea, Rhabditida, Oxyuridae. The record is from the annotation of a GenBank genome assembly.